GGGGGGGUGGUACAUGACAUCUCACUUUAUGUCGCUGGACCGGAAACGAGAGCGUUUUUUAAUUGAAUUGAUGUUUUUUCAGUAAAGACAGUUUAUUUUUCUCCAGAUUCGGAAGGAUAAUUCAUUGUUGAUAUUAUUUCAUCGCGGGGAAGUAGAUGAAAUGCAGAAAGUCCCCACUGUUAUCACUUCCUGAGUAUCUCCUCUUUGCAGCGUGAAAGAUGAGGAACCAAACAUUCAGAACUCAAAACUCUGAGGUGUCCUGUGUUGUCAUGGAGAGCUGCAUCUUACCGUGCAGCUUCCAGGGCGGCACUGAUGUGGUCAUACACUGGACUCAGGUGACUGUAGGAGACCUUCAUGUCCACUCGUUCUACCACAACCAAGACCAGCUCGCAUACCAGGUCCAGCGCUUCAGAGACAGAACAUCACUGUUCAAGGACCAGAUCUCCAGAGGAAACGCCUCACUCCAGCUGACAGGGGUGGAGGUUCAGGACCAGGGCAGAUACAAGUGUCACACCAGCGUCAUCAGAGGAAACAAGGAUUCAUUUAUCAACCUGAAACUGGACGCUCCAGUUGAUCAAGUCGACCUCCAGCAGGUAGACAACAGGAUCACCUGCAGCUCAGAGGGGAUCUACCCUGAGCCUGAGCUCACCUGGUCCACCAGCCCUCCAUCCAACUUGAAUCUCCAGCACAAAACCACCAAACAGAAGACUGAACAGCUGCUCUACAACAUCAGGAGUUAUGUGACACCUUCAGAUACUGAUACAGAUGUGGGCUACAGCUGCACCGUCAGCACUCGCAGAAACAGGAAGAGAGCCACCUUGUGGCAACUGUGCGAGUAUUAUCUGUCAGUGGAGCGGUGGAGCGGUUGAGAAGCCAAUUCAGGCAGUUAUGCAGGACAGGGGAUGUACAGAGGAUGACCGGGUCGGCUGGGUCCUGUGUUCAGUGGUUCUGUCCGUCCUGAUGUUGCGGACUCUUGGAAGCGAAGACUCUGAGGUGUCCUGUGUUGUCAUGGAGAGCUGCAUCUUACCGUGCAGCUUCCAGGGCGGCACUGAUGUGGUCAUACACUGGAUUCAGGUGACUGCAGGAGAUUUUCAUGUCCACUCGUACUACC
This is a messenger RNA of Seriola aureovittata, 1111 nucleotides long. RefSeq names its product programmed cell death 1 ligand 1-like. Lineage: Eukaryota; Metazoa; Chordata; Actinopteri; Carangiformes; Carangidae. Gene Ontology annotation, cellular component: external side of plasma membrane. The record is from RefSeq and is a predicted model, not a curated record. Gene Ontology annotation, biological process: cell surface receptor signaling pathway; cellular response to lipopolysaccharide; immune response. Bases 219 to 869 code for a protein of 216 amino acids. The transcript has 5 exons.